This is a messenger RNA of Asterias rubens (European starfish), 2676 nucleotides long. Its product is annotated as F-box/LRR-repeat protein 16-like. NCBI's taxonomy places the organism in Eukaryota, Metazoa, Echinodermata, Asteroidea, Forcipulatida, Asteriidae. Gene Ontology annotation, biological process: SCF-dependent proteasomal ubiquitin-dependent protein catabolic process. Gene Ontology annotation, molecular function: protein binding. The coding region runs from base 554 to 2179 and encodes 541 amino acids. The transcript has 3 exons. The record is from RefSeq and is a predicted model, not a curated record. Gene Ontology annotation, cellular component: SCF ubiquitin ligase complex.
AGACUGACGCUGUGCGCAAAUUGCGGAGUUGUCUAUCAGCUGAAGAUGCCUUGCAAACAUUGCCACGCGACUACAGGACUAGAGUGUAGUCUAUACGGUGCUAGCAUCACCACGAUCGCCGUGUAGAGAUGAGGACGGGUUGACCCCAGCUGCCCAUCCCACUUAUACAAUGACCUGCCUUCAGUAACGUACGAACAUUUUGCUUAUACAUUGUGUCUACGGCUCCUGAAUGCAUAGUUUCAUCAUUACUCUCAUUAUUCCCGUCUUGUCUUCAACUUGAUUUGUGUAUGCUGCGAGAGAAAAACAUUUCAAUCAACGACUAUUUCAUCUCAAUGGAUGGAGAUGACUGCGAUGUAUUAAAAUACACACGGAAUAGUGCUGCUACAUCUGCACUGUGUAUUUAGAAUAUGGCGGUUUUGUCGUUAUGCAAAUAAAACGGACUGAAUUAGUACAUGAUUCUCGUCAUUACAUGCGUUACAAGCCGGGUUAAAAUAAUCUUCGAAAUUAAAAUCGACUGUGAGUUCUGUGUGUGUGUACCAGCAGUGUACGCUGUAUGAAUAUUAAUGCGCAAGGCCUGCCAGCAUUGAUCAUACUUAAUGAGCAAAGGGAGAGCCAUUCAAUAUUCUACGAGGAUGUUUGCAAUGAUGAAGAUGCAGUCUGGCAGCCAGUGCUAUGGAAACAGUACUGCAUAAGCCGCCACACCAAGCUGCCUUCAUUCGCUAUGAAUGGAAUCUCGGAACCGACGAGCACUGAUAACAACAAUACGACAAGCAAAAUUGGUGGUGUGCUUAGCAAUCACGCGGCGGAGGAGGCGGGUUUGAACGCCAAGACUGGUGGUGAUAUAGAGCCGGAUACAGACACCCAGCUGUCUGCUACGACCUCAGGAACACUCAAGAUGGAAUCGUCAGACAUUACUAAGGGCAAGGAGGGUAGUGAAACAGCACCAAAGAAAACACUCAUUAAUGGCAAGUCCAAGAGGCUACCCUUCACCCGGAUGUUGAGCGCUAAGACUUUGCAAGAGCUCAUGCAAGAUGAUCAAUUCUUGCUGAGACUCUUCGCGUGUUUUACACCCUUCGAAAAAUGUGUGUUAGCUCAGGUGUGCCACAGAUGGAAGGAUUUACUGUACCAACCGAAAUACUGGCAGCUCGUUACUCCAAUCAUUCAUAAGAGAGAUCUCUACGAUGAGACAGAGGAUACUCAUAAGUCUUUCACAUCAUUGGCAAGCUUUGAGCAGCGUGGUUUUGAGUCUGUGUGUCUGGUAAGUGUCUCUGAUCUGGACAUCUGUGAGUUCAUCGACCAUUGCCCCAAGACCAAGAAGACCCUGAAAGCAGUGAGUUUGAAACGCUCGACGGUCACUGAUGCAGGCUUGGAGGUGAUGUUGGAGCAACUGGGAUCUGUAGAAUCUCUGGAGCUCAGUGGCUGCAACGAUUUCACAGAAGCAGGUUUAUGGUCAAGUCUCCAGCCACGUAUAGUCUCUCUGAGCAUCAGUGAUUGUAUUAGUGUUGCAGAUGAAAGUGUGGCAGCUGUAGCACAGAGGCUGCCCAACUUACGGGAACUUAACCUACAGGCGUACCAUGUGACGGAUAGCCUACUGGCCUACUUCCCUGCCAGACCAAACAGCAGCAUGGCUGUGCUGCGUCUGAAAUCCUGCUGGGAGCUUACCAAUCAUGCUGUGGUCAACAUAGUGCAGUGCCUGCCCCAGCUUAGCGUGCUUAGCCUAUCUGGCUGCAGUAAGAUCACAGACGAAGCUGUAGAGCUAAUUGCUGAGAAUAUGAGUCAGUUGAAAUCCUUGGAUCUCUCGUGGUGCCCUAAAAUUACUGAUUCUGCCCUGGAGUAUGUGGCAUGUGAUCUGCCUAAGCUGGAGGAACUGGUGCUCGACAGAUGUGUACGGAUAACAGAUACUGGCAUUGGAUUCUUGUCCACGAUGAACUGCAUGAGGGCGCUAUACCUAAGGUGGUGUUGUCACGUACAGGAUUUUGGACUUCAACACUUGUACAACAUGAAGAGCCUGGCCAUACUGUCAGUAGCAGGGUGUCCAUUGUUGACAGCAGCAGGCCUGUCUGGUCUGGCUCAGUUGAAGAACCUUGAGGAGUUAGAGUUGACCAACUGCCCUGGUUCAUCCCCGGAGCUGCUUCAAUACUUCACUCUCAAUCUCUCAAAAUGUACAAUUGUCCACUAAAGAUGUAGUGCCCAACUCUUGAAUUGUCCACUAAAGAUGUAGUGCCCAACUCUUGAAUUGUCCACUAAAGAUGUAGUGCCCAACUCUUGAAUUGUCCACUAAAGAUGUAGUGCCCAACUCUUGAAUUGUCCACUAAAGAUGUAGUGCCCAACUCUUGAAUUGUCCACUAAAGAUGUAGUGCCCAACUCUUGCUGAUGAGAAGUAACACCAUUAUGUUUAUUUUGUUUUUGUAACCAAAGAAAAGAGAUAGUUUGGGUUUGUACAAAGACAAAAUGACUGGAGUGGGACUUGAACCAACGGCCUUCGGAUUAACGUACCAACAGAGCUAAAUGUGUCCAACCCUAUGAGGUGAUCUCCCUAUUGUGAAAGUAUUAAAGCCAUGAUUUCACUGAUUGACUAUGAACUUGAUCAGACAGAAUUUGAUUUGUGUAUUGUUCCCAAGUUUUUUCUGAAUACUCUUUUAAAGGCAGUGAACACUAUUGGUAAUUGUCAAAGAC